AUGAAUAAGGGUGGACCUGGAGCAAGAAGACCUAAGACAGGCCCAAGAGGUUGGACAAUUAUUCAUCUCACAAACUAACAUAUUGAUUGAAGCCGAUGGACGUCGAAAGGAGCCAGGGAGCUACUUUCUGCAAUCUUAUCCGAAAACAUUUUCAUUUCAAACCGUAAAAUUACAAGCUGGCCUGGUGGAAAAAAUUCAGGGUGAUCCCCACAGGAAUUGAACAUAUGUACCUUCUACCUCUUAACUUUGAUGCACUUAAUACUCACUUAGCCAUGGAGCUCGAGACUGGAGUAUCUUUCAAUCAACAGGCUACAAACAUCACAUAUCUAUGUGUUUAAAAAAAGAAUGGUGAUUUUUAUCUAUUUAGAAUACAUGGACAAGUAAUAGUAUUUGUUUUAAUUUGCGUGUCAACAUCAGCUGCCUUUUCACGCCUUACAUAAAGUAUGUAUGAAAUAAAGUUUGAGAUGAAUACUGAGCACUUUCAUAUUUGAUUCUACAGGUCAUCCUCCACCAGGAGACUUCAUAGCCCUUGGUAAGACCUCUAGCUACUUUACUUAGCCAUUCUCCAAGGCUAUAGUAUUAUAGUUUCCUUUUAAAUUGCUAUGAGAAAAGUGUAGAUAACUCUUAAGAAAUAUAUAUAUUUCUUCCUAUAUUUGUUUCUGACAGGGAACAGAGGUUCCAGAACCUCAGAAAGUGAACUUAAGCCUCUACAGCCACUGAAACCUCUCCAGCCACUGAAACCAUCACAAGCUCUGCCUCCAAAGAAACCAGUUGGUUCGUCUGUGUCUGACAGGAAGAGAGAACCCUCUAGUAUUCUUACUCCCCUGGGUGGAGCUAAGAGGCCAAAGCUGUCAUCUCCCACAUAUCCUCCUCAUUCAUUUAAAGGAGGAGAUGGAGAGACCAGCAAGAGACCUGGAACUAGUGUCCAAUAUAUGUCGCAUGGGCAAGUUACACCCAUAGAAGGUAUAGUCCUCAUUUUUCUCUAUAUGAAUAGAUAAUAACAGAUAUUUCUGCCGGAUCAGUUUUCUAGAAUUAUGUGCAUAUUGCACCUUUUUAAAAUUUUAUUCUGGUCUUUAAGCUACACCCCAUAAGGUAUAGGAAACUUUAAGUCAGACUGAAAAAAAUUCAUGGCUACUCUGCAGAAUCUUUCAGCUAAGUUUUGUUAGCUUGAACCACAUGUACAGUAAAUGAAUGUUUUAUUCAGACCUGGAGAAUAUUCACUUGUUAGUUUACUCUCUUCUUCUGCAAUUACACGUACAGUGAACCCUUACUUUAACAUAAAUUUAUAUUCAUUUUGUUUAUUUUACUUACAGUGAGUGCAUUAGAGCUUGAAGAUCAGGUCCUUGAUGCAGACGCAAGUGGUAACAAAUCAAGAGUAGAUGCUCUUUUAUUAGGGGCCAUAAAGAAUCUAAAAUCAAACAAAGCCAAACCAGAUCAAUUGAUGAUCAUGAAUCUGAUGUAUCUGGCAAAGAGCAGGCCUGAAUAUUUUCUCUCCAAUAGAAUUGUCGAGGUGGGCGUGAUUGACUUGUUUCAGCCUUUUUAAGUAUUUAAUUGUGAAACUUUACUCUUGGUUCAAUAUUUCAUUUAUCUUCUUUUGUGAGUUGAUGUGAUGUAUCUAUGUCCAGACCACAUGUUACUUGAACAAUUUUUUGAAACAUUUAGCAAACCAUGACUUUGACAACCCUAUAAAUGCAUCAUGGUGCUGAUGCCUUUUUAAGGCUUAUACUAUUUUCAUGAUCUAGAUUUUCCACUGGCAUUCCAUUCUGAUUAAAAUGAGAGAUCUAUUUUAACCCUUAAACUCCCGGAAGUGAUCAACAUGUGACUUCUCCUUAUAAUAUCCAUACAAUAUCCAACAAACAGGUAACAAGAAUAAGAUAUCAGAUAGAAGUUUUUAUCUUGAUCUAACUCCAAAUGAUCAUAACUAAUUCAACUUGUUAAAGGGGAAAUUUUUUUUCUGGUCUCAGUAGGCACAACCAUACUUUAAUAAGCCCUCAUAGCAUGGGAAAAAUUUCAUUUAAAAUGAAUCGGGUAUUUCCACAUGAAAUUCAAAAUUUCAACAGCAUGUACUCCAAGGUACAACCAAAAUACUUUCUAUCGAAUAUGCAUAAUAAUAAUUGUGAAGUUAUGAUCGUGCUUAGUGAGACUAUAAAUGUAACUUAAGAUGGUGGUGUACUGUAGGCACUCACAAGCAUCUUAAAGCGUGAGGGUGGCUCCUUGAAUAUUAAACCAAACAAAGGAUCAAAUGCUUCAGUACCAAUGAUGGCAUGUAACAUCCUGCUUUAUGCCUUCCAAGAGGAAGAUGACUGGCCAGAGUCAUUUGUGAAAGUUUAUGUUGAAGAUGCUUUAGGAGACAGGGUCUGGGUCGACAAUGAAUAUUGCCGCAGUUUUGUUGAGAACAUAUGGACAGCAUUUGGGACUAGAACUGUGCCACGAACACUGUCACGGCAACAUAGUGAUCCCACUGGAAAGCAAAUGACAUCUGAACAGACUGCUGCUGGAGGGACAAAAGAUGAGGAAGAAGUUGUUGAGGAAAUGGAAACAUCAACAUCACUUGAAGAGGAUGAUAUUCCAGUUAUUUCAAGGUAAAAUGAAGAUUUUGACCUUCAGGAUUUUAUAGGAUCAAUCUUAAUCAAUAAUCUUGUGAAAUGAAAUGAUUGAUUUUAAUCAUUCUGAUUAAAAAUUUAUGUUCAUUUACAUUGUACAUUGUAAAUCUCAUGAUCUUGAUAUAUCUGUAGGUUUAUGUCACCAUCUGUCGAGCACAAUAUCCGCACAUACAUUCUAGAAUUAGUUCAAGAUCAGUUAACAAGACGGCAAACACUGGAUAGUGUCACACGUAACCUUCUAAAGCUGCUGACAGUAACUUGUGGCUACAAUCAUAUCCGAUUGUUGGUGUCUCAGAGGUUAGAGAUGUGGCUGCAGAAUCCCAAGGUAAAAAGUCUGGCUAUGCUUAAAUAUAUCUUUAUACCAGCAACAAAGAGUACUUAUACACAGAGAUACAUGUAUAUAGUAAAUACUUAAAAACUUUUUUCUGAAAAUCUGCAUUGUUGGGAACAUGGGGUUCCGAGGAAAGCUAUAAAUACAAUACAGUAUGACAAAAGUUGACAAAGUUCUCAUUGAAGUGUAUCACUAAUUUGGGCACCAAAUUACAUCCUUGCUUUUGCUUCAAAUGUUUGUGAAAACUGCUUAACCAUAUCUCUAUAGAAUUUAUUUCUAAUUUAUUGUUUUUAGGGUUCUUGGUAACAUUGUUUAUCAUUUGCACUAAAUUCAAUUAUGGUAUUGAUAUGUACAUGUAUCCUUCAGAAAUAACUUUGCUCCAUGCUCUUCCUCAGCCAUCUUAUCAUAGUAAGUGUGCCACUUACAGGGAAUAAGACAUACUAAGAGUAUUUUUUUUUUAACAUGUACAUGCUAAAAAAUCUUUAAGUUAGGGUGAUGAAACAGUCAGGUCAUUGAGAGGAGUGUGAAGUUGAAAGUUAGUGAUAAUAUGUAUGAAUAUUUGGUUCAACAAGAUGAUUUGCAAACAGCAUUUUAACUUCCAGCCAUUCUUAUUUAAUUGCAUUGUCUUCUUAAUUAUCAGUUAACUCGUCCAGCUCAAGAGCUGCUUAUGUCUCUUGCACUGAACUGUAACACACACAGUAACGAAGAUGUUGAAGUGAUAAGUAACUUGGUCAGAAUGAGACUGAAGACAAAACCACUGGCAAACCACUACAUUAACUGUAUCAAGUAUGUAGAUAUCCUUGCUGAUAUUCAGUAAAGUGUGCUUGAAUGCAGUGUAUGGAAGGCUGUGGCAGAGUUGUUUUAUAGGAGAUGCUAUCUGUGCCAUGCUUAAAAGACACAACUUGAUUUGAUAGAAUCAAGAUUCAAGUUUUUGGGAAUCAAGGAUUGAGGAGUCUCGUUUUUGAGCCUUAGUCACUCAUUUGUCAAUAUGUUUUAACUUUUGCAGUAUUUUCUCAACCCAGAUUUACCAAGAAACUGCUGUGUAAACCCUAUUUAAUGCAUAGGAGGAGCCAGGCUGGGGGAGGGGGGAGGGGAGGGGAGGAGAAGAGGGGGGGAGGUAAAGAGCUGGAGUAACUAGAGCAACACUGAACUAACAUCCCAUCCAGGGGCAUGGAAAAUAUUCUUACUCACUUGACCCUUUAACUCCCAAGCUCUCAUUAGUAAUUAUUCUCCUUACUGUUUGCCAUAUAGUUUUUGUGACGUUAAUUUGGAGAAUUUGGUAUUGGAUCAACUAAUAGUCCUCUAAUUAAGAUUUCUCUCUAUUCUCAUCACUCGUCUGCUUGAUGUUUAUUGACAUUUAUCGAUAUUUAUUGAUAUCACACUCCCAUGAGUUAACCCUUUAACUCAUGGGAGUUAAAGGGGGUAAUUCUAUAGAUUUAACACUAACAGCAGGCAAUCAUGAGCUCCUGUACGUAAUCACCUCUGACUGGCAGUACCCCAUUGUAAAUACCAACUUUGCCUUUUUUUUCUUGUAGAGAGUUAGCCAACCAGCAUACAGAGAAUUUACGAACAGUGUUGAAGCAUGUAAUAUACAAUGAACUGUCCAAUGCUCGCAAUCCUAACAACAUGGUUUUGCUUAGUACUCUGUUCCAGAGCAACCAAGAGAAGGCGGCAAAGGUCUGUAAUUUUUGUUUGUUCUGUUACUCUAUUAGCAGCACUCCUUUCAAUUUAAUAAAUUUGAAAAUUUUAUUUAGACCCUUUUGCAUUUUUUUUCAGUUGCUGGCUAUGGUGUUUCAAGACUUACUUACCAACAAGUAAGUGAAAUAAAUUAAGAAUGAAGUGUUUGUGAUGUGUACUUCUAGACUCAUCAACUGGUAAUCAUUGAUAAUAAUAAAAAAAAGAACUACUAGGCAGAACUGUGCAGCAGUUUGGAAAUGUGAUCGUCAUUAACACAGGCUUUGUCUAUACAGUCAUUAGUUCUUGUUUCAAUAUUAUUAUGUAUUGUUGACAGGAAAUAUCAUCAAUAUCAGGUUUUGAUUACUGACUGACUGCAUGAAACUGCAAUCAAACUUAAUCAACUGAACUCUAUAUCUUUGUCUGAUUUGAUGUUUUUGCCUCUAUUUCCAUCUACAGAGAAGAUUAUUUAAGAGCCUCACGGGCCUUGUUGAGAGAAGUUGUCAGAGCCCUCAGACAUGAUAUAGACUUUGUGGCAUUGUGUCGUGGAUUCAUGAAGGAAAGAACAGAGACUCAGUUCAGGGAUCUGGAUGCUGUCAUCAAGGUUUGGAAAUUUUAUAAAAGUUGUAGAAAAAAGUGCUCAUCUUGGCAAUGGAGUUGGGCUUGUACCAGUGAAUCAUUUGUAGAAGAGGCAUUGCUGCAUGAAUGUAUGAACUUGAUGUUAUAUUUUUUCUUCCAAGGAACGUAUGCUACUUUCCCUGGCAGAUCUUAUCACUAUGGCAACUUUUCUCAGUAUAACGCCCACUGUCAAGGAAUCAUUCAACAGUACAUCUGCACGAGGGGAAAAGAGAGGUCAAGUUUAAUUGUUUGUUCCUUGCUGCAAUAUUUUCAAGUGCAAUAAAACUUUGUAGCAGUGCUUAUUUUUACUGACUGUUGGUAGUAUGUUGUUAAUUUAUUGUAGAUGCAUCGGUACUUGAGGAGUUUCAAAAGUCUGUGUCCACAAUCCAGCGUGAUGCUGUUUGGUGGUUGCACAUUGUAGUCCCUAAAAUGUUCACUCCAAGUGGAAAGGAUUUCUUAUCAUGGUAAGGUGUACAUGUGUAUGUAUAAGUAAUGAAGAAUUUAAUAAAUACACCAGCAAAUAUAUAAUUCAUUAUGCUUAAAAUCUUUUCAAUCUCAGCAUAACUUUGUUGUGAUCAAUUAGUAACUGUACAUGCAUGGUGCAGCCAUUUUUUUUAAAUUUGCUUCUUUUCAUUUUCUAAUUUGAGUCAUUUUUUUCAAGCAUGAAUAAAGUGCUCUUCCUUGAUUCUGCUGAGAGCUACACUGGAAAAGACAACUGGCCUCCAGAGAAUGACAGAAGGUGAAAAUAUCUUCUAAGAAUAUCUACUAAAUAAUAUCUAUAGAACUUUUUAAAAAACAUUCAUAUAUAAAUGCUACAAGCUUGAGGUACAUGUAUCUGUUGUAUGAUAUGUAUUGAGUUGUUUCAAUCAGUCAUUUUUACUAAUUGAAACAACUUGGACUAUGAGCAUGAGUUAAUUUUUUUUCUUUUUUCCUGAAAGACCAGUGAGUCAAGGAUGGAAAGUUGUGAUUUGCUUAUGUUCAUUCAUUUCUAUCCAUUUAUUUUUGUAGUUUAGAAAGUGUGUUAGUUUGACUGUUAGUUCUUUGGUAUCUCACCAUCGGAAAAUAAAUGCAUAUUAACUAAAGGUGUUCCAUUUCUGUAUUUUCUCUAGUUUGUUGCUGAGUAUUGUCAGUGAAGUUCCUGUACAAGAAGAUACAUUGAUGAGGACCAUUAUCAUAGGCCUCUCUAACGAGCUGCCACUAACACCAACUGAGACCCUGGAGAUAGCAGAUUCAUUGGUCAGGAGAGUUGCAGCAAUCAAGCUGCCAUCUUCCUGGAUGCAAGGAUCACAGUCUGGUCUGUGGAGAUUCUGUGCUUAGUAGAGAUUCAUUCCUCUAAGUUUUUCCAUCCUUUGUGUGUAUUCUUUCUUAGUGUACCUUUAGCUAAAUGAUAUUGUCAGUUUGAGGUCAACAAUUUAACAAUUGGUUGAUAUUUCACUAUCAGGAGACACAUCUCUAUCUGUGAAUCGUGUGGAGCUCUUGGAUGCUGUUCUUAAUCUUUGUGCUUAUCACCAUCCAAAGGACAUCAUUCUUCCCUCAGGGUAUGUUCAAGCUGAAUGAAUAAAGGGAGUGAGUUUCUAAAGAAAAUGUGGUGCUGCAUCAGUGGUAGAGUACAACAGGGCAGUUUAGUAUCAUCAAUUGAGUUGAUAGUUGUAUCAUCGAUUGAGUGGAUAGUUGGCCACUGCAAAGAGGUUAAAGGCUGACAUUCAAGCUUUCGCCCUUCAUCAGAGCUCUGACAAAGGGCUAAUGAAAGGUCAGCUUUUAAACUCUUCACAGUGGCCAAUUUAUGUUAUUGGAUUAAUAUCAGUAUCUGGGCAACUGCCCACCUACCCCUCCCCUAACCCAACAACAGUCUAUUGAUAACAACUCAGGGUUAAUGUUGGGUUAGGGGAGGGGUAGGCGGGCAGUUGCCUAGAUACUGAUAUUGAUCCAUGUUAUCAACUCAGUUGAUAACAAUAAAUUACCUUAUGUACAAACUAAGCCUAGAUUUGCCAUACAUUUGUUAGUUUGUGUACAUGUAAAGGUUAUCUUUUGAACUGUAAAUAUUAUGAGGUCAAUUUGCUUUUCAAAUAAGUCAAUUGUCUCGCCAAUUUUAUAGAUAUGCUGCUCCAAAAUUAGCAAUUGCUAAUCUCUACUGGAAAGCUUGGAUCUUACUUGCCAUAGUAGCUUCUCUCAAUCCAUCUUCAAUAGGUAAGCUAAUAAAUGGUAAGGUAAAUGGUACAUGUGGUUCAGCUUUAUUUAGUCUGUUAAAAGAAAGAAAACACAGAGAAAGCAUCAUGUGAAAAAUAUAUAUUGUGUGAUACUUAAAAAGAUACUACAGCAUAAACAUAAUCCCUAGGAAUAUAAUUUGUGUUACUUUUAUUGUUGGUUUCAUAGGGGCAUAGGUCAGAGCAUUUUGCAACUGUAUUUCAAAGUAUUAUGGGUGGUCUCCCUUGUUUUAAGCAUGAAAGGUCAAAUAAAUUUUCAAACCAAUUGAACAACCCUUUAAGUUGUCUAAUUUUCAAGAAUUCCAAGCAAUUCCAAUUUUUAGGCAGUUAAGGAGGUACUACAUGUGGUAAAUUUUACUGUUUACAACCUGAAAAGGAGAACACUGAGUAUUAAUGAAUCUCAUUUAUUUUAAAUCAGUCAAAUUACCUAAAGAUUAAUGGUUCUUAUCAAGCUAUUUUUCUUAUCAAGCUAUUUUGUUUUUCAUGAAGGUCAAUCUGGAUGGGAUAACUUCCCGAUGCUCAAAUGCCUGAUGGAAAUAUUGAUGACAAAGUAAGUAAACCAACAUUUAAUCCUCUAACUCCCACAGGUGACUAAAAAGCAAAUUCUCCUUUCCUUUUCAACACAUUUUCAAGCAGAAGGGUGAUGAGAAGGAAGAAAAAUAUCAAUGAAAGGAUUUUGUUUGAUUGAGCACGGAAUUCCCAAAGCAAAAAUCAAGAGUAAUGUAAUAGAGACAGUGCAGAGAAUUUAUGUUUUGAUCUAGGGAGUGAAAAAGUUACAUGAAAACUCUUCUAAAUAGCUCAUAUUUGCGUAUAGAGUUGUACAAUGUACAAUAUUGUUAAUUUUUUUGCUCGGUAGCAACUUUGCAUUUCCACCACCAACUGCUGCUCUGACAAGCGAAGAGAAGGAUGAGAUUCUCUCUCAAGAACUUCAGGUAUUACCUUGAGAACUUGCCAUAAUAACAUUUCAUCAUCAGAUCUAGCAAUUAUUUUGAUUUACUCUCAAAAUUAAACCUGAUGCAACAAGGAUUUAAAGCCAACCACUUGAUCUGGGUUAAAGUUUAUUCUUCCUUUUACAUAAGCUACGGAAGAAACACUACUGUACAAUUUCCGUCUAUCAAACGAUUGUGAGGUUUAACACCAUGCAAUUCUGGAAGGAUGGGGUUGGACGGGUGGGGGUUAGGGGCGAGGGGGGAUAGUGAGGAGGUAACUAUCAACAGAUUUGCGUUCCAGUUAGGGCGAGUAACCUUAGUGCAAUUGGCUUCAUUCUAUAGAAGCAGACCAGGGUCAUGGAGGCUAUAACCUAUAAAGUAAUACACUGCAUUUCUGUUUCUGUAUUUGUAGCUGGCACAGGCAGAGAAAGAGGAAAUCCUAUUGUUUGAGUCGCACUUGGCUGCAGCCACAACUAAAGUGGCCAUUACGGAAAGUAACAGCCUGUUACUGAGUCAGCUGAUCAGCAUGGACCCUGUGUAAGUACAAGUCAAUCUUUUCUUUCAGAGGAAUAACACUUAGAAAACGGCUUCACAAAACCGGCAAUAGAGAAUUACAAGCAAACAAAAACGGUUAAACUUCUCAAUUUUGAAGAGUGAGGGUUUUGUUUUUUCUAUCUUCAGAGGACCUGCUCGACGUCCCCCGCAGAGUGUCAUUGACCAGCUAAAAGCAACAAACAAGAGUCUCAAACUUGGUCAGAUGUUAUGCCGCAGUCGCUCGCCUGAUUUUUUGUUGGAAAUCAUCCAAAGACAGGUUAGACAGUGAAAUCCAUUUUUGUGCGGUCGAAUUGCGCAUUAAGCAUUAUUUACUCUUUACCUUACUCACCAAAAGCUACUUUUUGCGCCUCAUUCCUAGACCUCCGCGCAGCGUGCUAACAUCAGUUUAUGAUUAUUUUUACACUCGCGACGGACGUCGCCGAAAAGGAGGGACUACUCGUAAUCUAGUAGAAUAUGGCCAGACUUCUUGAUCAAAGGUCUGGAAAAUAUCGAAAAAGUUCUUGAAAAGGUCAUCCAAAGUCAUGGAAUUUUAUGACAACUAAAAGAUACAAACCUAGACAAUAUUUUACGUGUUAUGCUUGUGUUAUUUCAGGGUGCAUCACAGAGCAUGCCAUGGCUGGCAGAGCUUGUUCAAUCCUCAGAGGGUUCACUGGAUGUCCUUCCAGUUCAAUGUCUGUGUGAAUUUUUGCUCCUGGAAAAAACAGGCGAGAACAACAAAGAACAAGAUGAAGGUUCUAGCAAAGAAGUGCAAGAUAAGAGAGUUGUAAGUAGCCAGCGCAACAUGUUGUGUUUCGAUAAUUUACAGGCACACACAACUGCAGCACUAAACAUUUACAACCUGACAUAUGGGGUUUAUUAAGUGAAAAUAAUAGACAUUUCAUGAAAGCUACCAGUGAUCAAAGCCCUUACGGUUGGGAUGGAAAAAAUUGCAUGAAUCUCGUUGUUUUUAGUUGUUUAAGUUCUUUUCCGCUGAGCUGCUGUAUGUUGGGUUUUUUGUUUCAGGAUAUACAGCGUCACGUCUUAGGACGUCUAAGAUCACUAUUGUUUGGUUCUGAAGCUGAUGCCGACUCCACAGGAGAAGUUUUGGAAUAUUUCAUGCGAAGAUUGUCAUCUGUACAAACAGCAGAAAGAGAUUCAGCAGUUAAGGUAGAAUAUCCAUUACUUUGUGAGACACAAACUGAAGCGAAGUUUCUUUGAUUUAUAAAUUGUACAAUGAACCAAUGGUGCGAGUGUUCUGCAUGGUUAGGCAAGCCAUUUUCAACGGCAAGAGAACCUUUAGAACGGAUUAUCAGGUAUUGCGGUAACAUACUGUUGUAACGUUGUUUGAACCAUUAAUUUAGGGCUUGGAGCUAGUUCUAUCCCAAGAUUCAAUUAAAGUGGGAGAUCACGUGACUGUGGUGUGUGAGGAGGAGUUGGAGGGUGAUGCCAUGAUUACCACCAUGGAAGAAUUGUUCUCGCCGCCAUUUCCUACAGCCAGCACAAUGACCAAGACUUACAAAUGGCUGUUGGUGAAUUUACCCAGUCUGCCGCACUUUGAAACUGUCAGAGCCACCUGCUGUUUUGCUUUGAGACAGGUAAGCUAUAAAGAAUAUUAUUCUUCAGCCUAAGAGGGGAACAUUGCAACUUUUUUUUAACGAUAUCAGUCAUUGAAUGUAUGCCAUAUUGAGGAGGGAUGCGCUCAUCCAUGUAAAUACCUACUAGCGCUAUCUUAUGAUCGGCUCUGUUUGUCGGGUCAAACACAUUUCAGGCUUUCCCGCCUUUUACUUUUAUGAAGUAAGAACUGUAUUUUCAGCCCUGAUUUGUAAAACUAUUUCGUCCCCAUUAAAAGGGAAACACUCGCAAUAUAUUUAGAAAAUGUUGUGACUGUAAAAUUAUUUCUAAUAAGACGACUUGUAGAUGGAGUAGAUGAUGAGAAGUGUAACACAUGAUUCUGCCCUCACUAGUCAUGUCAAGUUGAGAUUAUCUCUGAGAGAACAAAAGCAUAUCUGAUGUUCCUGGCCGAGCAUUGCACUGACAAUGGCGAGGAAGAAUUCUUAGCCACAGUUAUUGUGAGUACUUUGUUAUUUUAAACAUGUCGUUGAAUUUUCCUGGUCUGUUUUAUUUCUCAUGUUAUCUUGUUCUUGUUGAAUCACAUAGUCACUAUAAUACUGUUGCGUCCCCACUUAAGUUUUGUCUUUCUUCCAAGCACUAUCAGGUUUCUCUUGACUGUAGAGGUAGAAAAAUAUGUCCAAAAUCCACUUUCUUUAAACAGGGAGAAUUGUUGGAGACGAAAAUUGCUAUCGAAUAUGGUUGACGAGGAGACAUGUCAAGGGAUUUGUGAAUGGUUGUAGAAGGGAAAUUCAAAAUUUGAUUCCAGGAAGUUUCGCUUGAUAAGUCACGGUGGUCUUUUCUAAAGUGAACAAAGAGCAAGAUUUUCAUAUUAAGCGCGCUUACCAAGGAAAACCUGCUUCUUAACAGUUGAUAAUGAAAAUAUUGUGUCCUUUGCCUUUGAAUUCAGGACAUUGCACAGCUGAUAAUCGAGCGGCCGACCAUCAUGACUCCAGUACUCGGAGAAGGCCGCACUGGACAAGAAACUUACCAAGCACUAUUGAGGCUGUAUACCAUUGCCUUACAACAAGCCAUUGAUAUGCAAGAAGGGAGCUUCUCUUGGGUAAGCUAACAAGCUUGAACAAGGUUAGCCUUUAAAGUCAAGUUAUUUCUAAACACGAGCCGAGUAGCUCUGUCUGCCUGAAGUUAUCUCAUUUUUCGUAGCAUUAGGUGACUACUUGUAAAAACUGCACCUGUAUGGGAUGCUAGUCCUCGAGAGAGCUUCAUAAUUGUAGUCGUAAACUGCCUACUAUAUAAGAUGUCAUUUGAUGGGAAUGAAAUUAAAAUUUUGGUUUACGGUUUGUAUUUUUGCAGCAGGAAACACAAGACCAGUUGUUUGUGCAGUGGUCCAAGGACACAGAGUAUUCUGGGAAGGCAGCCACUCUACACGUGUUGGUAAUCCAUGCUAUGAUUGUGUUACUGACCUAUGGAGAACCCCAAGGUUAGUCAACAAAUGAUUCUCUUGAUGCGGACAGAUUUACUUUAGAGUUAUUCUUAUAACAAAAAAAUAUUUCGCGCUUUUUGAUCUAGAGACUUUAAGGCUAGAUAAAGUCGUUAGCCUCAAAGACCUCUAACUUUCAAUUACCUUCCUUCACUGAGGAUGAUAAUUUGGUGUCGAAGUGUUAAGGUUAUCUCGACAAUUUUCAACUACAGUAAAGACAGGGGAGUAGACUUAUAUUCCUUCUAGAAAUGCUAGUUAUUGCGAUGCAAUACGUUCAGUUUAUACAAGGAACAACAUUAUGGUUUGUGCAUCUUGAAAAUUUAGCCAAUUUGUUUUCGUUUUCAAGGGUCGUGUUAACUUUUUGCCAUCUUUUAUCAUCCGUGAACCUUUUUCGGCUUAUUAUUAUUAUAUUUUUUAAAACUAUGAUUUUGACGUUAUCCUACAUUAAAGGCAUGUUUCUACGUUGCCAAAAGGUAUUUUAACACAAUUGAGUCAACGGUCGAAGUUUUUGUCCCUUCAGGAGAUGUAAGUCUGUACACGACUUUACUGAAUGCCUGGUGCCCUGAAUAUGGACAGGUCAAGGUCUAUCUGACAGACACGGGCGAGGAGGCCAUUCUGCUGCAAGAGUGGCUCAGACUGCGCAUGAUCAGGUCCCAGGUCUCCAGAGUGGUCGAUGCCGGUAAGCAUUGUCAAUCAUGACAGGGAGCCCUAGUCACGUGAUACAGCAAGAAACCCUGAACCUUCGUUAUGUCCUUGAGUGAUCCGCAUGUAACCACUCCUGACAAUAUCAAUUAGAUAAGUUUCAACUAAACAAGUGGUCUUAAAUGAUAAAAUUAACACCUGGGGGGGGGAAGAGGGUGAUGUCGUCAGAAAGACCAAAUUCUGUGGACUAAUUCAUGAGAAAAUGUCGAUCGUGAAUCCCAAAUUCUGGUCCUUUUUCAGGCAUUUGUUGUGAUAGUCUUUUUUCUUUGCAAUUUCUCAGCUUUAAGUGAGUUGGUGCCAUCGCAGCUUGUGCUGUUUGCUCAGUCGUUUGGAAUCCCAGUCAGUAGCAUGAGGUGAGAAACACAAACACGCGCUACGCUCUGAGGGCUGUAAAGAAUUUAUAAACCAUUCAACGGGUCUUACAACAGCCUUUUCCAGUUCCAUGAUGUAUUACAUGUGGUCAGAAAUGGUCAAAUGACCCUAAGUAAGGCAAGAAAAAGUUAUACCAUAUCCUAUCGUAUGAUUCGGACCGAGACCCUGACACGCCAUACAAGACACGCUUCAAAAAAUUAACUAUUAACAAUUAAAAGUAAAAGCAAAACUAUUGAUUGAGAAAAAAGACAAUCUAUACCAGGAGCCCAUUAGUAAUGGGCUCAUGUCUAUACUUAAAUUUGCUGGCAACCUAAAGGAAAUAUAAACAAAAAUUUCUCAAGAAUAUGCAUGACAUUCUUUGUCCUGGUGUUCCUCAACUUUCUUUUUCUCACCCAUUUUACAUUUUAGCAAGCUUCUUCAACAGCUGGACAAGGCGACUGAGGAGGAUCCUGUCGGUAUAGAAGAAGCUGUGCUGGAUAAAGGUUUGAAUUACCAACUUUCUAUUUUCAUGUUAAUUUUUUCUACCUUAUGCAUGUCCAAUUAAUGCCGACUUUGUUCCCGGUACCUUUGUUUCAAAGCCUUGUGUCGUAUUUAAUGAACUGUACACGUGUUGUGAUUGGUCCGCAAGUACCAAUGAUCUCCCAGAGAACAGAAGUUUACGAUGUCUUCUUUGGUUAUUUGUUUGUUGUAGAACGCAAAGCCAUUGAAUUUCAUGUUUUGGUGCGUUCACAAGUAGAUCACAAAAGAAAUAAAAUACGGACGGCAGAAAAAUCAGUGACACACUUGCUUAUCGCCAUUGUGCCACGUUUUUCUUCGAAAUUAAUACAAUAAGUCAUUAUGGAUCCGAACAGAAGGUUGAGAAUUACAUGGAAUCUUUCAGAUAGUUAUUGAACUCAUUAUGUCAAAAGACUUCGACUAUCCUUAUGGACGUUCAAACGCUCUACUAACAGUGUAUCUUACCCUACCAGGUUAUAUGGUGCAGCUUGUUGAGGUUCAACAACUUCGUGGAGCUAAAGGUGGGGAUUUGUUUUGCUGUUUGCUGACCGGAGAAACACCAGAAAAGAAAGACAGUAAGUAUUUAUUUAUUUUUAUCAAGUAGCUGCCUUAUUGAGCUCUGUUUUACACUAAUAUCUUUUUCUUAAGGCUUCUUUUCUUAAGAUAUCACCAACAUGUUUUUCCUGAUUAAGUCGCAUUUCUCGAAAAAAAUUUUGAUCAAGGAGAGUUUUUAAGGGAAACUUGCCAAUGACUGAAUUUGCUAGUGCAGUUGACUUGACAUAAAUAUGACAAGGGAAUUGUGACGGGUGUCAUGGAAAUUCUACGGAAGUAAGUUCUCGAACCGACGUGGUUUAAAAGAAUUUUUUACUACAGCAUAUUAGUAGUGAACCACUUCUCCUUCAGAAAGAAAAAUGAUGGUGAAAUGUGGGUUCACUGAACUUUACUUUCCCCUAUCUUCCCUCCCGGUCAUUGCUACCUUUUAACCUUAUCAUUUUGCACUCACAGACAGUAAUUUGGCAGCGCUCGAUGGAGGAAUCACUCCAUUACCGUUGGCUGCUCUGCCAGAGAUACCACGCGCUAAAGAUGAAGACAUGAGGUUUGAUGAUACAUCUUUUACUCCGCAUGAAAGCUUUAAGGAAAUAUUGCAGUUUGUUUUCCGCAACUGGUAACGAAUAUCGAAGCGGGUCUUCGAAUAAUUGUUUUAUCAGUAGAGAUAUGCCACACCUCUGAUAACUCUUUGGUAUUUGUUCCUAGUAGCGACGAAUCUUUUACCAACAAGCAGAUUGCAGAUGAGGUGUUCAAGGUAAGAAUAACAGAAAGCCAUUGCAUUUUCAGGCAACGAUGAAAAACAUUUGUACUAAAAUACAUGCAAAACUCGGUUUUUUUUUUCUUCAAAUUUUUUUUAGUUUUUUCUGUCACCCGAGGACGAAAGUUCAAAAGAACAUUACAGCAUUGAAACUCGUGUUAAAAAGGUAAGAAAGUUUUCUCUGCUCGGACAACAAGGGAGUGUCUCUAUGGUGUGUAUUUGUCAUCAUUGUCACCCUGAAUCUAUGCUUGGCAGGAAUUUCGUCUACUUGUUACCUAAAAAAAUUACAGGCAAUCAGAAAGCAAUUUUCAGCAAAUGGACCACAUCAAAGAAACAAGCGUGCAAAACUGCCUAAGUCAACCGAGGACUUUGAUAAAGUUACAACAUUUUUAAAUUGUUGAAAUUGAUACAGUUGUGAGGAAAAAGGUUGUAUUCCUUUCUUAAAACAUAGUUCCAGGUUAAGAGUAAACCUCUCCUAAGUUUUUGGAUAAUUAUUUCUUCCUCCCUCAGAUACUGACCAAAGAUCUGAUUAACUCAAACCGAGGGGAAAUUCCAGAGGACUCACUCGCGGAACAAAUCAUGCACAAGUUUAUCGCAGUAAUAAUAUUUUCAAUUUUUGUCCAAUUUUUGUCAUCUUUGACCCAUUUUUAAUCAGUUGAUAAGUGUCUUUAGAUUCCUUACCUGUCGUAUUUGGAUAAUAAAUCAUUCCAACCACCCUUUUCUUCAAUUUGAGCCCGAACGACGACUUGGCGUACAUUUUCUCCUUACUGUGUGUCUGUUGUGUGAGGUUUCCCGUUUUCUCCCCCAACUCCCUUUAAUGUGCAUACGAGUAGUCUUUUUCCCUUGAAUUCUCGUGUUCUCUUACGCUCUUUGUAACUUGCAUAAAAACUCUUUAUCUAUUUCAAAAUUGUGUUACUAUGCAUACCUGCGUCGAAAAAUGUUUUUAGAUGGGAAGAAGCUGUGUUUCUUAUACUGACCUGUGUACUCUUUUGUAGGUUUUGGAUUCUGAUGAUAGCCAGAGAUUACUGGAUGGGAUGUUGAACAAGACAGCUCUAUCUUGUUCCAUUCUAAGGCUUUUAAGAUCUAGACAGGUUUGUAAUCUUUCCGCUACAGCUCCUCGCAUCUGUCUAUAUUCUUAUUACUGAUAGUUACCUUUUGAUGUCUUCCAGAUGGCAUUGACAAGGAAAGGAAUUCAUUGUGGUUUUUUUGACACCAUCAGUAAAUUGUCGCGCCACAGUCUUACAGGUUAGUCAGUAUGAUUGGCAGCUAUUUAAGGCAAAUUUCUCAAUUCUGAUUGGUUAUUCGCGCGUCUUCUUUUCACGAUGUGGGCGCAAUUAACGUUGGUUUCUAAUUACAGUUUUUUUGUGAUUGAUUGGAUGUUUUUGUUAUGGACACCUGUGUACGUCGAUUGCGUGCACUCAAUUGGGUUCUGAGUAAUUUUUGUUAACAGACCGUUUGGCACCUGGUUUAGAAAAUAACACUGACGUUUUCCAAUUAGAGAAGUCCAAAGAAUUCUUAACCUCAAAGUAUUUAAUUUUUUGUUGAAACAAUUGGCUAGCGAUUGGUGUUCUUGUUGUGGGGUAGUCGUACUGACUAGUGAUUUUAAUUUAUCCUCGCUCUUAAUUUGUACUUGAUCUUAUAAGUUAUUCAUACUUACUACUUGAGUUAUUGAUUUGAAAUAAAUGUACGAUCAACCAAUUAGUUGAACGAAUUUUGCUCUGGCCAAUCACGACAAGGCGAAUCAUCUAAUCAGCCAAUCAGAAGUUAAAAUAAAACAUAAUCAGCGUCGAGCGCGUGAAAACUGUAACAGUGCAGGAGGGAAGUGUUAGAUGUAUAACUACAUGAGUUGUGUUGGAAAACAGAAAUAAAUGAAACUUAAACAGGACUUAUUCUUUUUUCCUUUUUUAGAUGGGCCACUAAGUGCUGCUGUUUCACAGUACAAGAAACAAUUAGGAAUUAAAGAACAGUCACAACCAUGUAAGAACAGAGCUUUCCACUUUGUUAUUACCAACUUUUGUGGGAGCAGCUUGGCAUCCACUCUCAAACAUUUAGUGAUAAGCGGGACGUUUGCAUGUGCAUGUUAGAGAUUUACAGGGUUUCAACUGAUGAUGAUGUUGCCAAAAGAAGAAAAAUACAUUCAAGAAAUUUUAAUUCUGGGGGUUUCUUUUUCUUUCAAUACUCAGCGAAAACAACGCGCAUGGUUGCCCAUAUUUCCUUAACUAAAAUCAUUAGGCAGAUAAGGCUAUAGUCAAAGAAACUUUUCGUGAUCUCAUUGGCUCAUUUCUUUUUUUUUCUCUUCCUCUUACCCGUAUUUUAGCUGGAAAUGUCCUCGAACAAAUUGCGUCAAAUGCAAAGGCUGAUUAUGCUUCUCUGGUCAAAAAGUUUCUGUCCGCAUGUAAACAUCGCAUGGUGAAGCCAGAUUCUAUCAAUGAAGAGAUGGCAGUCAAAGGUUAGAGCUGCUAAUAAACUUUGUGAUAUCCUUUAAGUAGUUGACUUAUGUUAAGUCAUAUUGAAAUGGUCAUUAGAGUUAGUCUUGAAUUGCCUGUUUUCUUUUUGUUUGGCAAAGAUAAGCUGGCAAAUUUGCAUAUUUUGAAACCUUUUCUCUUCAAUCUAGCUUGUUUGAAACUUAAAGAAGCGAACUCUCCGCUCUACGAGGAUUUCAUUAAGGCCAUCACCAAAACGCUUAUUUCAAGUAGAAUUCAGAAAGAUUCUGAUUCGAAUACGGCGGUAUGGACACCGCAGCAGUCUCUACCCUUGAAGACAUGCUCAAAAAUCCUCGUCAAGCUUCUUGAAGAGUCCGAUGGAACAGACUCGUCCCGUGACCAUUUGUCUAACGGGCUGUUAGUGGACUGGUACGAGAUAGUGGAUCCGGAAAUUGUCCACGUUCACCCUCUGUUGCAGCGGCAGCUUCUGUUCCAGGACAGAGAGAGCAUUCCCAGCGGGGACAGGUCGCUGACUGGUCACGAGGAGCGCUCGCCAUCCAAAUAUCUCUUGAGUUUGCUAGCGCAUCAGGCAUGCUGGGAAACUUUGCAGGACUGCUUGGAUUGGCUACUGGGUCAAAAUGACAGAGGAAACAGGUAUGAACUGGAAAAUCAGGAAAGCGCUCGAAGUUGUCUGAAAACCAAGAGUAGGAAUAACAAGCUAGUAAGUGAAUCAUGUUAUCCGGCGAAUGAUUCGUUAGGGAGAUUAGAAUGUAACGAUGUUGUUGCUUAUCGUGAGCGAAUGUACCUUUUCACUGAACAAAUCGGUUUGUUUAUUUUAAGGCUAAAUCCAACAACUGCUUUGGAUUUUGUGUGGACCUGCUUCCAUUGUCCUCGACUUUGGCAAGGCAGAGAUCAAAAGUCUACCGCUGUGGGCAGUCAAGGAACCAAUUCUGUAAGAGAACAUUUUUGUUAAAGCUCAUUGUAAAGCCUUGGGAAUGUGGCAUCUCCUGCUGUUAGUUGUCACCUUCAACAUUGCCGUUUUCGUUUAUUAUUUGUCAUAUCUUUUCUUUAUGAUUGUUUCCACAGGCGGUUUUUGAAAAGCCAGUCCUUGAUUUGAGCCCAGCCCAGGUCUCCUCGCUUACGGGUUUCAUUUUGUCCGAGCUUUCUUCUUGCGUUGAGGAAUGGUGCGAAAGAAAAGGUACGCCCUAACAUUUAUCACAAAACCCGCAAAGCUAAAAAAAUAUUAUUUUUUCGCGUAACUUUGCUUUUCUCUCGCCAAGGUCCCAGGUACAAGCGUUUCCUUGAAGAAAUAAAAGAUGGAAACCAGGUUAUGUCGGAAGAAAUCAGGUAAGAUGAGGAGUGAAGGAAUUUUUCAGAUCAACUCACUACUUCUCCCCACUCUGAAAACAAGCUGUAAGGAGAUUUUACAUGAAUAUCACGCAUUUAUCGCUUGUCAAGGACAAGACCUCCAAAAAGUGACAUUCCCAAACUGAGAAAACAACUGAAGUUGAGAUGGUACCGCCCUAACAAGUCUCGAUGUGUUUUGCAGUAAGUAUGUUGAACACUGAGUACACUGGUUUCAAUCUUUCAGGGAGGAAGUUGAGCAAUUUGCAGCGAAAGUGUUAGGGAGUAGACUUCAGUUGAUCACACUCUGUUGCCAUGGUGAUAAGAAGAAGUUUCAAUCUGCGGUCAGUUGUGCUUUGAACAGUUCCAGGUAAAAGAAAUACAUAUUUUAUAAGAGUGAAAAGUUGGGCAGUGAUUGUAGGCGAGAUUACACACAUUUGUUGUAUAAAUCAGGAAAAUUAUCACAGUUUUGCAACGUUUCACAAGGUUUGGAUUGUUGCAUCGGUUUAUUAAUCCACCAAUAAUUCCUUAAUCUUUAAUACCAUAGUAUGGUGAAAUGCAUUAACGUAAAAACAUCAGCAACUUAAAGGAAAUGUCAAAGGUUAAAUUUUUCCUAGGUUUGAAAAUUUCGAAAAUGUCUAAUUAUAUGUUUUAUUUCAAUUUGUCACUAAAGGAAACAAGAAUUGAACCUGUUUAAAAAAUUAUUGAACCAAAGAAAAAAUUGAACCCGAAUGUCAGCAAUCAUUUUAUGAUGUACAUCUAGAAAGUUAGGGGUAAAACCUUAUUUCAUCGAACCUACGACCAAAUUUCAAACGUUAUCCAAUUGUUUUUCUGUUUUUUCAUGUAAUAGAUGGUCGAAAUGGUUCACAGGUCAGUUUUUGGUUCAACUUUACCUCGCUCAGCCAAGGGUGAUGAGACAUGUCAAGAAUUUCCGGUCCUUGACAACUUCCGGUGUCGUUAGUCAGUCACGCUAUUGUCAGGUAUGUAACGCUUCUCUUUUGUCAUGUGAUCGUUUUAUAUUGCCUUCUACUUCAAGUACCUUUUUUUAAUAGUUGGAUGUCCUGUGCCACCGUGUGUUGUCGAGUCUGGCUGAAUCGAAGCCUGGUAAGGAGUACGAAGACAGAGCUUACAACUCAAGUCUACUAUUGAAGAAACUGGCUUGUGAACAUCCCAUGCUUUUACUAAGGUACAUUCUUACGAUACUGGAGCGCGAACAGUUGUCGUUGUGCGGUUUAUCUAUUUCAAACGCAGUGUUUUCAUAAAAUAAGGUGCUUCGAGAGAAUGACGCGAGUUUUCGUGCAGACCGAUCACGGAGCAGAGCGAAGCAGAACUUUUGGGAUUGGGGAUUACUUUCUAAUUUAAAUGGAAAGCGUGAAGCGAGAAGCCACCUUCGAAUAAUGAUAAACUCCCUGAUGGUUCAAUUUCAACUGGUUGCUGUGCCAUUUUGUUUGUAUCCAGUUAUCCUCCGGGGAGGACAAAGUAAUUUCGUGAAUAGUAUCCCAUGCUGAAACACAGCAUACCAGGAUGGAACUCAAACUAAUCAAUCGAUCCAGGUUCCUACGAAUUAUUAAUCAGGCCACGUGACCGUAGAUACUAUCAGGAGUUAAACAGUUCUUUUCCUUAUCUUUUAUAAGGCAUCUGCCCAUGAUUGCGGCACAGCUCAGAGGCCGUGUGCAUCUAAAGCAUAAGGAGUUUAUCAAUCAGCAACAUCUCCUCGUCUUCUCACACAUCUUGGGAGUUCUGGAUCUUCUAAGACCGCAUAUCUUCAGAUAUGACAAGGUUUGAAACUCACAACAUACCUCUUUGUAUCUGAGCAGUUAGAUUUAAAGGCCGGCCAUACGAGAUGACGAGUCACCGCGGAUCAUUUUAUAGUUACCUUUCCCUCAUUGUAUAAAUUGAAACCCGUUUUUUACCCGUCUGCAGGGUAAAGUGGUUUUCACAAAACUCAUCUUUGCACGGGUAGCGAAUUUCCUCUGACUGGAACUUUCUGUUGCAUUGUUCCGUUGCAUUGUAUUUCGAUAAUGGAGCAAACUACUGUUUGAUUCGAUAUAACAUCUUGGAAAAAAUUUCGCCGAGCACCUAGCUGUCGUAUUAUUAGUGCUGCCUUCAGUGUUCUUGUGGUACCUCUUAUAGAGAAAAUGUAGUAAGGUGUAAGAAUGAUAGUUUUUUCUUCAGACUUCAACAUGCGAACCCAGACGAUAAACGGAAAAUUACCCACGAGCACUUACCCAGGUUAACAUUAUGUUCUCCACUUACAGACUAGUUAAGCCUUGAUCGCUUUUCGCCUGGAGUUUAAAUGCUGUCACUGUUAGACGCAUUAGUCAAACAGCUUAAGUCACAAAGCUCUCUCAAGAGUGCGGUUUUCAACUACAAAACAUCUUUUUCGUUAUUUUUUUUUACACAGCUCAUUCAAGAAGGCUUGAGGGACACCUUACAAGCGUACUUUGGCCUUAUUCAGGUAUGAGUGAAGAAUGUUUUGUGUAGCGUUUUAAAAGCAUUUUCAGAGAGACAUUGCUCAGUCACUGAUAAUAAGGAGAAUGUCUUUGACAUCCUCAUGCACAGUUUUGGUUCUUUCUCAGGGUGAGUGUCUUCAUCACAAAGAGCUGGCCGCGGUUGUUACAAAGUUGAUGCCUUUUCUUCAGCAUUUCUGUGCAGAAUGUCCUGACCAAGCUUCUACAGUUCUUCAGAAGAGAGUCUCAUUGUUCCAGUAAGUGUGUGGACUAUUUAAAACACACUUUGUGUUUUCUCAAAAUCUGUUUAUUUUAUUGCGAAGUGUUGAAUUUCCGUCUAUGUACACUCUAUCAACUAAAUGAGCGGAUUUCUUCGAAUAAAAAUCCUAAUAUAAAUUCCAAUUUUUGUGUUACUGUUGAAGGGACCUGUUACAAGAGUUCCCUGCCCUCCCCUCCCUUCAAAGUGUAGUGAGCGCCAUCUCACUUUCCUCGAGCCCGCACUCAGAUGACCCCUUGACCCACGUCAGCGUUACUCUAGGACCAUCAUCGGAAGGAGCUCCAUCAAGUACACAACUUAAGGUCCGGUCUGUUAUUACACCACCUGAGAGCAUCUCGUGGUCAUCAGCACAGCUCGCUCCUUUUGUACAGCGGCUUGCUCCUGGACAGCCUCUUGAUGGUAGAGUAGAUCUCUUGCAUUCAUCUUCAAACUUUUCCACAGUUGUCCAUUCGAGUGGUUGCAUAAAAAUGCUCUUUAUUAAGAAAAAUCCAGCUACUUGACUCGAGUUUGCCCUCGUUUCUUUCGUGCUGCAGAUGUGUUAAAGGUUCUUGGUGACUUGGAUGAAACGUCUAAAAGAAGAGUAGACAUUUUGGAUCAUUUUGUGGUGAGUUCCAGUCUUGUUAAAAGGGACAGGCAGUUUUCGAAAUCGAACUGUAGUUGCAUGACAAGCUUUAGAGUCGUUUUGGUCGUUUUCCCAGAACAAUGGCAUGGUUAAGAUUUAAUCGAUUUGCUUACGGUUUGAUUUCAAUGAAAAGGCAAUUUCCUUUUUUUAUCUUCUGUUUGUUUUCAGCCUCAUCUGGUUCGACUUCUCUCUGAUGCAACGAGUACCUGUCGGACCCAGGCGCACACUCUACUACUGCGGCACAUUCGGCAGAGCCCAGGGUAUGUUUCCUAAUCAGUUUCCUAUCCAGUUCUAAAGCGAAGGAAAGUGAACGGAAAACUGAGAGACUGUGACUGUUCAUACUAACAGCCUUUUCAAGGCAAUGUAUUGUUUUCCUUCUCCCGAUUUAAUAAGUGUACUUUACGUCAUUGCUUUCUCGCGCGUUCAUUUCAGUUAACUUGUCUUAUACUCCCAAGUGGAAUUAAGUUCUGAGAUAAUUUUCUGGCCAAAAAGCAUGAAAAAUGAAAUAGCGAGGGUCAAUCCUUGACAUUUUCAUUCGAUGUUCAGCGGACUAACCAUUUUCGCUCAUGUCUCUUCUGCAUCGGUGGAGCACGUCGGGUGUGGGUCCAAGAUUUUUAUGUCUCUGUUGAAGGCGGAAUUGCGAGUUUCGAUUACGCUUAUUGGAUCAGUGCCUCUUCUCCAAAUUUGUCCUUCGUCUUGUUUAAAGAGUCGGUUUCGACCGCCACGGAUUCGGCGUCUGUAGGACGGAAUGUAGAGAUCGAGCUUGUUCAUGAGGUUAUCGGAUUCCACCAUAUCAUAACCAACGAUAUUAUCAACCACCAACGUCGUCCUAUGUUUUUGACGCGCUUCCACGCUUGAAUUACUCGCAGGUAGAAGGAAGUGACUGCAGUUAUAACUUGUAUUAUACAAUCAAACUCAUUCAAGCUCAACCAUAUACUCUGCACGUGUUUUUCUGAUAGGACGGCUGUUAAGUUUGUAGAGACAUACAUGGAUUGUCUUAAUUCAACGGAGCCGGACGUGAUUUUGACGGCCUCAAAAUUCCUGCCCGAAUUUAUUGUCCUGUGUAACGGUAAGUACGGGAAAUCGCAUCAACGUUUUAAUUUAAGCCGGUUACCAGCGGUCUACCGUUGUCUGGCAAACUCUCGUGUUUGGGUUUCGCCUUUCGGCACAGCCACCCACUACAUUAACAGAAGCUGCUUUUGGAGAAAACGUUUUGAAUCCCCUUAAGGCGCUUGAUGUCUUAAAUGGUUGUAAACUUGCACGUUGCCGUUGGCGAGCAUUUCCUUCCAUUUCUUUGCUAUAUUCUUAACCCAGCUUAAGUUUUCAUGUUUCAUCACAUAAGACGAUGCGGAGUCUAUACAAAUUGUACCGCGAUUUCUAGAAACUUCUCGUCUUUACUUUUUUCGCUCUAAAAUUGGACAAGUUAUUGUUGUUCAGAAUACGUUAGAAAUCGUUUGGGUCCGAUUUUGGAUUUCUCCCAGUUUUUAAUUUUUGUUUUUUUUCAUUUAUCUUAGAACACUCCGACUCGUUACUUCAAAAGAUGUUUUCUCUAGCUGUUUAUGAAGCUCACGAUGUUGGAAUUCCCUUGUUAAAAAGUAUACAGCUGCUGAACUUACAUUAACGUGGCAUCUCCACCGCCAAACUGUGACUAAGAACAAUCUGUAAUUUUACAGUUUUUAGUCGUCACGCUGUUUUCCCAUUAAAGGACUUCUAUUGGCAAACCCUGAGAGUUGACCACUCCUGUGAUCUGUUAUUCUAAAGACUGAUCCUAUUGUAAAUUCUCCUUUUAAUUUCAACACAAUUACCUUUCAGAAAACUGGACUUGAGAAGUAAGAAAGUUAAGAUAAACAGAAAAUGUUGUCUCUAUUAUUGAACAAAUUCUCAAGACCAGCCAAGAAAUCAAUGUAUCGUUAUUAAUUGGAUGAAUUUGCAUUAGCAUCUUGAAAGUAAAAAAUGUUAUCGAUUAUGUAGCAGAGCAAUAUUAUUCCAGCUGGCCCCUUGCACUGAAACAGAGUUUUGACUGACGGAC
This is a messenger RNA of Pocillopora meandrina, 23962 nucleotides long. The record is from the annotation of a GenBank genome assembly. NCBI's taxonomy places the organism in Eukaryota, Metazoa, Cnidaria, Anthozoa, Scleractinia, Pocilloporidae.